CCAUGAUCAACGCAACGUUCCGAGUCGUUCUCUCAGGCCGAUCGAUGGUGAGGGAAGUUCCUUCCUAGGUGAAGAAGGCUAUCGUACGCACAAUACCAACAUCAAUCUCCAUGAUUCAUUGUCAUCGAGAACUUCACAUCGCACGGCAGGCUGAUUCGGGACCUAACUUUGUGCUGGCCAGGAGUGCCCACGGGCAACUGCCCACCCAGACAACCUCAAUUCUCUCACCCCGCAUCAUCAUCAUCGCGUUUAACAGCAUCAUUCGAAUAACCACCCACCAUGGACUACAGUACAUCAAUACACGAUCAGGACAAUCCCGCUGAGGCAUCUCCCUGGGGAAAUUCGCCCACCUCGUCACCGCGACACAAUCGGACCGGCUUCGGUGCGAGCGAACCGCCGAGCUCACCCUACCGAUAUCCAUCCCAAAUCUCCAACAACGGCCUCGACGACGGCGGCUUCGGCGCAAGCGAUGCCGAGUACAGGAGGCCCGACACUGCGAGCACCGUCUCGCAGACCACUGAGCCUCGGUCAGACGAGCCAACGACGGCUGACAGCGCCCCGGAAAAUCAAGGCUUUACAGCGGGCGGACAGGGUCUGAUCUCGCCUGUUCCGCAACAGGCUCAUAAAUCGCAAGCCGAGCAGGCGCGGCCACAGGAACACCAGCAGCCUCGGAAACCUCCGCCGCCGCAAUUCAAGCUGCAGGCUAAGAUUACCGGGCUGGAACGCACCGGGCGCAAGGAUCCCAUUCUGAGAUUCGAUGUGCAUACAAACCUUCCCGCGUUCCGGACAACGCAGUACCGUGAUGUGCGACGCCUUCACUCCGAAUUCAUCAAGCUCGCCGAGCACCUCAUCUCGGCGAACCCUGAGGCCAUUGUUCCCUCGGUGCCGCCUGCGCUGACAUCUGCCGGCGCGGGGACUGAUGAGGACGAGAUCCGGGUUAAGGCACUUAUGCAACGGUGGUUCAACUACGUCUGCAGCAACGAGGUCCUAAUGCGGGACGACGAGAUGGUGCUAUUUGUCGAAAGCGACUUUGGCUACAGCCCCAUGGUCAAGAAGAAGCAGCCCGCGACAGGCGUGCGGCGCAAGAUCCUCAAGCAGUUUGCGCCGCCUCCGGAUGAUACCCCUGAACUUCAAGAAGCCCGCCCUAUUGUCAAGUUGUUCUACUUGGGCGCUAUGGAUGCGGGGCACAAAGUCGACAAACUGGUCAAGUGUCGCAGAGGUCUUGGGCUCGCUGAAUCCGACUUUGGCGUCAAGCUAGGCGGCAUGAGCGUACAGGAACCACACCAGGGCCUCGCUAACGCAUACCGCAAGCUCGGCAAGAUUAUCCAGACGGUCGGCGACUUCCACGCGGCGCAGGCGACGGCCGAAGCCACGACCAUUGGCGACCCGUUCCAGUACCACUCUCAAGACGCUUUCAUCGUCAAGGAGACUCUCACCAACCGGCAAAUCCUGAUCCGCGAGUUCCUCCAGGCGCAAGAGGUGUCACGCAGCAAGCUUAACGCCGCGGACCGGCUCAAGGCGUCGUCUAACGUGCGCCGCGAAAAAGUCGACGAAGCCAUUGCCGCCCUCGACGAGGCCCGCCACAACGAGGCGGCUCUGUACCAAAAGACGACGCGCGUCACCCAGAACCUCGUGCACGAGCGCCGCAAGUGGUUUGCCCGUACCGCUGCUGACCUGCGCCUGUCGAUCCGCGAGUACGUCCUCCGCGAGAUCGAGGCCGAGCGUCGCACCCUCGCCCUGCUCGAGAGCGUCCGCCCGGACAUCAGGUCCAUCGAUGCCAGCGGCGGCCUGAGCCGCCUUGGCCGCGAGAGCCACCCCGCCGUGCGCCGCGCAAACCUGGCCGCCUCGCAGGGCCCCAAAGGCGACGCGUGGAGCGGCGUUCCGAGGCGCAGCGCCGAUGCCGGGAGCUUGCGGAGCCCCUUGGUCGGUACCAGCUCUGUAGCCGACGACGUUGCUGGCGAGGGAGAAGAGGGAGGGCAAGGGGGCAGGGCGAGGUCGUUGAGCGGGGCUAGGGGCGGAAGUGGGCUCGCUGGCUUAGCGGAGGAAGACGAUGAAGACAGGGUGGAUGCGAGGAAUGCGGCUAGUCGGUUGGCGACGAGCACGUUCUAAGGUGGUUCUGAGGUCCGUUGUAUGUACUGUUACCUACCGCGCUUGCGCUUGCUGCCGGUUGUGGCGUAGCCGCGUGGGUGGCUUGCAUUACGUUAUGUUACCUUUGGGGCAUUCUGUUAUCAUGGCGGUGCGCCGAAGAUCACCGAUUUCCGCUCCCCUCUGAGUCAGACUGUCUGUCUCGUGCAACGUAGGAUGUCGCAGGCAGGGAACCACAUUACGAUGCAAGUUAUGUGCUGCAGAGAAUCAUCGUACAUACCCAGCAGUACAUUGGUCGAUAAACUCGUGCAUGAGCGAACAUCCGGCUAGAUAUCCGACAGGGCCGUUCCAUCAUGGGGGGAGGG
Messenger RNA from Canariomyces notabilis, 2450 nucleotides. Its product is annotated as vacuolar protein sorting-associated protein Vps17. The transcript has 3 exons. Gene Ontology annotation, molecular function: phosphatidylinositol-3-phosphate binding. The coding region runs from base 280 to 2109 and encodes 609 amino acids. Lineage: Eukaryota; Fungi; Ascomycota; Sordariomycetes; Sordariales; Chaetomiaceae. Gene Ontology annotation, biological process: intracellular protein transport; retrograde transport, endosome to Golgi. Gene Ontology annotation, cellular component: retromer, tubulation complex; endosome; retromer complex. The record is from RefSeq and is a predicted model, not a curated record.